GAAAAGAAAAGAAACCUAUACAUAUUAGCUGGUAGCGGUAUCAGUCGAGAGUUUCGUAUACACAGAGACAGAGAGCAGGAGAAUGUCGUCGAAUCAGCCUCAGGAGCAUUACUACAGAGCUGGCCAAGCCGAAGGCCGCGCUGAGGAGAAGACUGGGAGGGUGGCGGACACGGUGAAGGAGAAGGCUCGGUCAGCAAAGGAGACGACCGAGCAGAAGGCACAGGAGGCCAAAGAGAGGGCUGCCCAGACGGCUCAGGAGGCAAGAGAGAAGGCUGCGCAGGCGGCGGAAGCGACCAAGGAGAAGACGUACGAAGGGAAGGAGAAGACGAAAGGGGUGCUGGCGCAGACGGGGGACAAGGUGAAGCACAUGGCCGAGAGCGCAGCGGACACCGUGAAACAGACGCUGGGGAUGGGCGGGCAGCAGCACGAGCAGAGCAGCACCACCGGCGGGACCGGGGAGGAUCGGGUGAUUCAUGAGAGGCAGGAGCAUGGGACGGGCGGUGUGUUGGGUGGCACCGGCGGGCAGCGUACUACUACCACCACGACGCGCAAGGAGUCCAAUUACUAG
Molecule: messenger RNA, 568 nt
Organism: Linum tenue
Lineage: Eukaryota; Viridiplantae; Streptophyta; Magnoliopsida; Malpighiales; Linaceae
Source: the annotation of a GenBank genome assembly